AUGAUGAGGCCUUUUUCUCACCAACUCUCCUACGAAACUCCCAUCACCUGGAAAGCCCCAGUGAAAGGAGAGGCUGAUGUCACCGUGGAGGAGAAUGCUGUGGACACGCUCCCAGGCAAACCCAACGACCCAGGGACACGUUCCCAGGCAAACCCAACGACCCAGGGACACGCUCCCAGGCAAACCCAACGACCCAGGGACACGCUCCCAGGCAAACCCCCAACACGCUCCCACCCAGGGACACGCUCCCAGGCAAACCCAACGACCCAGGGACACGCUCCCAGGCAAACCCAACGACCCAGGGACACGCUCCCAGGCAAACCCAAUCCCAGGCAAACCCAACGACCCAGGGACACGCUCCCAGGCAAACCCAACAAACCCAAUGACCCAGGGACACGCUCCCAGGCAAACCCAACACGACCCAGGGACACACGCUCCCAGGCAAACCCAACCACCCAGGGACACGCUCCCAGGCAAACCCAACGACCCAGGGACACGCUCCCAGGCAAACCCAACGACCCAGGGACACGCUCCCAGGCAAACCCAACGACCCAGGGACACGCUCCCAGGCAAACCCAACGACCCAGGGACACACUCCCAGGCAAACCCAACGACCCAGGGACACGCUCCCAGGCAAACCCAACGACCCAGGGACAGGGCAACCCAACGACCCAGGGACACGCUCCCAGGCAAACCCAGGCAAACGACCCAGGGACACACUCCCAGGCAAACCCAACGACCCAGGGACACGCUCCCAGGCAAACCCAACGACCCAGGGACACGCUCCCAGGCAAACCCAACGACCCAGGGACACGCAAACCCAGGCAAACACGCUCCCAGGCAAACCCAACGACCCAGGGACACGCUCCCAGGCAAACCCAACGACCCAGGGACACACUCCCAGGCAAACCCAACGACCCAGGGACACGCUCCCAGGCAAACCCAACGACACCCAGGGACACGCUCCCAGGCAAACCCAACGACCCAGGGACACGCUCCCAGGCAAACCCAACACGCUCCCAGGCCCAGGGACACGCUCCCAGGCAAACCCAACGACCCAGGGACACGCUCCCAGGCAAACCCAACGACCCAGGGACACGCCCAGGGACACGCUCCCAGGCAACCCAACGACCCAGGGACACGCUCCCAGGCAGGCAGGGACACCUCCCAGGCAAACCCAACGACCCAGGGACACGCUCCCAGGCAAACCCAACGGGACCCAGGGACACGCUCCCAGGCAAACCCAACGACCCAGGGACACGCUCCCAGGCAAACCCAACGACCCAGGGACACGCUCCCAGGCAAACCCAACGACCCAGGGACACGCUCCCAGGCAAACCCAACGACCCAGGGACACGCUCCCAGGCAAACCCAAUAACCCAGGGACACGCUCCCAGGCAAACCCAACGACCCAGGGACCCUUCUCAUCAGGUGAAUGAUAAUGGCAAGGAGAAGUAA
Messenger RNA from Oncorhynchus masou masou (cherry salmon), 1458 nucleotides. Its product is annotated as sporozoite surface protein 2-like. The transcript is spliced from 3 exons. Bases 1 to 1458 code for a protein of 485 amino acids. The record is from RefSeq and is a predicted model, not a curated record. Lineage: Eukaryota; Metazoa; Chordata; Actinopteri; Salmoniformes; Salmonidae.